AUGAGGGUCAUACAGCUCAGGAGAAAUGCCAGGCUUAUUACUGUUGUUAUAUUGGGACUGCUGAUGUUUUAUGCUACUUAUUCUAUUAUGAAUGAUGAUUAUGGUAGAAGUCUCAAUGUCCCAGUCCUAGUAGAAGGUCCAGGAAACUUCGAGCCUCAAAACCUGGAGCAGCGAAGCGGUCCAGGUGAAGGAGGCAAGCCGCACGUUUUGCGUGACGACCAGCAGAACGACGUGCAGCAAUCAGAAUCCGACUACGGAAUGAACAUGGUCUGUUCCGACGAAAUUUCUUUAGACCGUUCAAUCCCAGACUUGCGCCCAGAGGAAUGCAAGCACUGGGACUAUCCGAAGAAGCUUCCGUCCACGAGUGUGAUAAUCGUCUUCCACAACGAGGGUUGGUCCGUAUUGAUGCGAACAGUGCACAGCGUGAUCAACCGCACUCCCCCAGAAUUCCUCGAAGAAAUCCUACUAGUCGACGACUACUCCGACAAGGAGAACCUGAAGGGCGAGCUGGAAGCCUACAUCGACAAGUGGAACGGCAAGGUGCGUCUGCUCCGAAACGAGGAGCGUCAAGGUUUAAUCAGGACUAGGUCCCGAGGAGCUCGCGAAGCCCGAGGGGAUGUGAUCGUCUUCCUGGACGCGCACUGCGAAGUGAACAUAAACUGGCUGCCACCCCUACUGGCGCCGAUCGCCGUUGACCGGACCGUGAUGACAGUCCCGAUAAUCGACGGGGUCGACCACAAGACCUUCGAGUAUCGGGCUGUCUACCAGGAAGGCCAUCUGUACCGCGGGAUCUUCGAGUGGGGGAUGCUCUACAAGGAGAACGAGCUUCCUAGACGCGAGAGCAAGCGCCGGGAGUACUCCAGCAUGCCUUACAGGUCUCCGACCCACGCUGGAGGACUCUUUGCGAUCAACCGUAAAUAUUUCCUGUCUCUAGGCGGCUACGACGAAGGUCUCCUAGUCUGGGGUGGAGAAAACUUCGAGCUCUCCUUCAAGAUCUGGCAGUGUGGUGGCAGCAUCCUCUGGGUACCCUGCUCUCACGUGGGUCACGUCUACCGCGGGUUCAUGCCUUACUCUUUCGGAAAACUCGCGGAUAAAAAGAAAGGCCCGCUCAUUACGAUAAACUACAAGCGGGUCAUCGAGACCUGGUUUGAUGAAAAGUACAAGGAGUUCUUCUACACUCGCGAACCUCUCGCGAGACUCCUGGACCAUGGAGACAUUACAGAGCAGCUUAAAUUUAAAGAGAGGAAGAAGUGCAAGAGCUUCCAGUGGUACAUGGACAAUAUUGCCUACGAUGUUCUGGACAAGUUCCCGGAGCUUCCGCCGAAUAUUCACUGGGGAGAGCUCCGGAAUGUUGCCACCACCGCCUGCUUGGACACUAUGGGCCACAGUCCGCCCAGCUUGAUGGCCACUUCUCACUGUCAUGGCUUUGGGAAUAAUCAGCUCAUCAGGCUGAACUCUCAGGGGCAAAUGGGCGUGGGAGAGAGGUGCGUAGAAGCUGAUAAUCAAGGAAUCAAACUCUCCUUCUGCAGGCUUGGCACUGUUGAUGGACCCUGGGAGUAUGAUGAGAAGACCAAAAGUCUUUUGCAUAAGGUUCACAAGAAGUGCAUCGCGCUGCAUCCUCAGACUAACCAUCUUUCUCUCAUGCCUUGUGAUUAUGAGAAUACUUAUAAUCAAUGGACCUUCCAUCCUAUUCAUCCAAGAUGGUGA
Cotesia congregata is the source of this 1707-nucleotide messenger RNA. Lineage: Eukaryota; Metazoa; Arthropoda; Insecta; Hymenoptera; Braconidae. The record is from the annotation of a GenBank genome assembly.